AUAAGCGCAUAUAAGGCCAUGUUUUUCUGUGUGUUUUUGAUAGCCGUCAUACACGAUGUAGGGUUAGCAAAGUAACACGUUUACGGCAGACGGCAUUUCCACAGCCAAAGUCAGCACAAUCCACAUUCCCUGUACAGAGAAAGUCGAAGCUGCUGGACAGUGAGAGGGAGUAGUGAAAUAUCUGGGCAGUCGCAGACAGACAAAAGGACGAGAACAACUAGCAGCUUAUUAGGAUGAUUGCUGUGGUGCCGGAGUUGUUCACCCACGUCUUGGCUGAGUUUGACCGAUUUGACCCUUUAAUUUCUGCCCUGCGCCUUGAUUCGGGCAGACUUAAGUGCACGUGCCUUGCAGUGUCGCGGAAAUGGCUUGCUCUCGGCACUUCAGCAGGAGGCCUGCAUCUCAUUCAGAGAGACGGAUGGAAGCAGAGACUCAUCCUCACCCACAAGGAGGGUUCACUCACACAUGUAGCUUGUUGCCCUCAUGAUGAAGACUUUAUUGCUGUAGCAACAAGUGAGGGUCUUGUAGUGAUUUGGGAGCUGCAAGUAGAGAGGAGAGGACAUCCGGAGCGGGCAGGUGUAUCAUGGGAGCAUCGUGGUCAAGCCAUAACAGCGCUGUGCUGGGACACAGCAACUCUAAGGGUUUUCAUUGGAGACGCAGCAGGGAAAGUGUCCUUUGUACGCGCUGGUACCUCCAAACCCGGCAAGGGUUCAUCAUUUGUAAUCUUCCCAGCUCAGACCAUCAUGACAGUCGACUCCCGGGUGGUGCAGCUGGGAUACCUGGAGGGUCAUCUUCUGGUCUCUUCUCUUAGCCGCUGCUACCUCUGUGACACUGAAAGGGAAAAGUUUUGGCGAGUGGGGAACAAGGAGCGUGAUGGAGAAUACGGGGCUUGUUAUCUGCCGCAGCAGCAGACAGGAUCGAGGACACCCGGCACAGGCAACACACAUCUUGUGUACUGUGCUCGGCCAGGCUCGCGCAUUUGGGAGGCCAACUUCAGUGGAGAAGUGCUUAGCACCCAUCAGUUUAAACAGUUGCUUGCCUGCCCUCCGCUGCCACUCGUCUCUUGCAAGAAUGAGCCACAUUAUAUCUCAGGUCAGAGGAGUCCUCAGUCCCUCGCCUUUCGCCGACUACUUCAUCUAAGUGAUCAUCACCUCCUGACAUGGACAGACUCUGCCAUUUAUAUCUUUACACCACACAGUAGACAGGUUUUGCUAUGGACCAAAAUGAAAGAUAUUGUAGACAUUGCAGUGUUUCGCAAUGAGCUGUUUUGUCUCCAUGGUGACGGGCAUCUCUCUAACCUGCUCUUGAUGCCUGUUGAACGCUGUGUGGAGAGACUGAUGAAGCGAGAGAACUGGACACUGGCUGCUACUGUCUGCUGCAUGUUCCAGCACUCUAUAGUAACCUGCAGGGCAAGAAAGAUCAUUCCUAUUGAUCGCCUGGAGCAUCUCAAGGCCCAGUUAAACUCCACGUCUCAGCAGGAGCUGAUUGGCCAGCUGGAGGAAGUGAUCAGUAAGUUGGAGCCUAUGGACUCUGCCUGUAGCAGUCGCAGAAGCAGCAUCUCUUCUCAUGAAAGCUUCAGCGUGCUGGACUGUGGCAUCUAUCGCGUCAUCAGCCGUAGAGGCAGCCAGUCAGAUGAAGACACCAGCUCCCUCAUUAGCCAGUCGAUGCUGGAGGAGGAAAGGAUGAAGGAGUUUAACUUUGCUCAGGAGGAGGAGCAGGUGGAGCCUGACCCCCAGUCAUGUGCACGUGUAGAGGGGGACAAGUCAGAUCUCGGCCUGCAGUUUCACCUCCCACUCUCAUUCCGUCCAAAACCUCCACUCAUCGCACUGCAGGCGGUUAAAGACAGUGUUUCAAGCUUUAUGAAAAAGACUACAGAAAAAAUCAACAAUCUGCAGAUGAACUCUGACCUCUGGACCCGACCCGACCAUAGGGAUGGUGGACAGGAAGAGAUCACACCUUCUGUGACUUCUUGUAUAAACGAAGUAGACAAUGAGGAGACUGUUGAGCAAGCAGAGAACGAGUUGCACGAGCUAAGGGUGGCAACGGAGAAAGCCAUCUUACAGAUCCAGGACCCUCUCGUCCUUUUGGAUCCGAGGAGCUUGACAGAGGUGCUCCUAGAGUGGGUCCCUGUUCUGGAAAGGAUCUUGGGACCAGAGAAACCCUCAAGCAGUGAGAGGCAGAAUGGGGAGAUAAAGGAGGAGAAGAAGAGCUUAGAAGCGGAAGACAAGGACUCAGACAGCCAGCCUUAUUCUGCUGUCCCUCGUGAUGACAGUGGGGUAGAAUGCCAGUCGGAAUUCGAGGACGACUCGAACCACGUAGAGGACGAAAGCCUUACAGAGAGUAACCUCAGCUCCACUGCUUUGGCUGCAGUAUCUUCAGUCGCUAUUGUAGCUCCGGUUGAGUUCACCCUGCCGUCAGACCUCCAGGAUGACUUGUCUUACCUCGCGUGCCUCUACUUGGACUUGGGCUGCCCAAGUGGAGCAGGUGAUGGAGGGUUGGAAAGGGUUUGUGUGUUUCUGAGGAGAUACUAUUUCCUGCUGGAUAAGGAGAAAGUCAGGAAGAUGUGCACUUUGAGGUACAGGGAGCAGCCAGACAUCCUAAAUACCUACAUUGCUUGCAUGCUAGAGUUUACCCAGGCCAGUAAGGUGGUGGAAAUCAUUCAGAAAGGAGAUUUACUGAAGUCGCUGCGCAGUCUGAGAGAGCUGCAGCCCUGGAACGCUCCAGUGCUCCUUACUCACCUUUACCGACUGUAUGAGAAGCACGGGGAGAUGGCCGUUCGAGCCUACCCCCAGUUCUACCCUACAAUCCUGCCCUCUGACAUCAUAGCUAUGGUCCAACCCAGUCACUUUCUGCCUUAUUUGGACAACCUGGUUCAGUCCCAAGCUGAAGAACAAAGACUCUCUUUCUUAGGCUCACUCCUUCAGCCUGAGACGCUACGACAUGUUUGGUUGGCUCUAGCCCUUAGCCAUGAUGCACCACAGAAAGACGACACGCUGACAGCUGAAGGAAACCCAAAGUGGCACUCUCACUACUUCCGCUGGGGUUACGGACGCCUGCUGUCUUUGCUGAUUUGCCUGCCUGCUAACUUAGACUCCAAACAGAAGAUGAUGGAAUCAUGCAGACUUCAUGGUUACUGGACAGGUUAUCUCUACCUCUGCAAAGAGCUGCAACGGCGCACUGAAGCUUUCUCUGCCAUCUGCAUAUUAGAUGAUAUGAGCCUGCUGGAGGAGCCAAAUGGUAUUGUUCCAGAGACCAUGGAAGAGUGGAUGUUCCUUAUUCAGCUUUGUCAACAGAGAAACUCCACAAGCCCGUCACUUCUCUCUACUGACACUACCACCUGUCCUUCCAUGCCCAGUACAGUUAACGGCACCGGUGCUGAUAGCGAUGUGGAUAACACUAAUAAUAAGGACAGCGAUACCGGGGCUGUUGACCUGAUCGACGGUUCUGCGGAUUGGAGCAGCCGGAUCACUGUGGAGAAGUUGGUACUGUGCCUGGCACGGAUUGUGGGGCCUGACCAGGCCCUGGUCGCUCUGCAGGAGCAUGGGCUGCACUUGGAGAUGAACGCUCACUCUACAUUGGUGUGUGAGCUGCUGAGAGUGGCAGAGAAGAGGCAGAGAGCUCUGAUCCAGACCAUGCUGGAGCGCUGUGAUCGGUUCCUUUGGUCUCAGCAGGCCUAAUGAACAAUCCUCCUCCCUAAUCUGCUCAUGUUCUUACUGCCCCACGACAAUCUGCCUGCAGUCUUCUAGCUUCUACACUACAGUCUGUUAGUCUGGACCCAGUUUUGCUUUUCACCAGCCGAUUUGGUUUGUCAGACAGAUCGUACGUAGUUUAACACUUUGUCUUUGAUUUGUUUUGAGCAAUUUUAACAAAUUACGUUUUGCUCUUGAUGCUCUUUUAAAAUUGAGUCUUAUUUGCUCCUUAAUUAUGCAAAUACGAAGCUGCGAGUGAUAAAAUCCAGACCAACGUGUUGGGUAGGUUUCUUUUCUAAACACACUGAAAAGUGCUCAAAUAAUACACUCUUAAAAAGGCUGAAGUUAUAGGAAUAUAUGCUUUGUUUAAAGGUGUAAGUUGUACUUGUACACCAUGCACUAAACCCAUUUUAUUAAGUAUUAUUUCACAGAACUUCUAACCCUUCUGUGUAAGCAGCUGCUGACAUUUCAGUUAUGUUUUUGGCUCGACAGUAUUAACACUUCUAAAACGUGACAUGCUUUUAAAGUUAUUUAUCUAUUUAAUUGAACGUUCUUUAAAAACAGAUGUGAACAUUUUUAUAGAGUUGUAUCUGAAGAUUACGGAAUAAAAUAAUUGUAUUGUAUAAUUUUUGACUUGCAGCUAUGGCACCUGUAGUGAUAAUAAACAUCUGUAUGUCUAAA
Molecule: messenger RNA, 4367 nt
Organism: Tachysurus vachellii
Lineage: Eukaryota; Metazoa; Chordata; Actinopteri; Siluriformes; Bagridae
Gene: hps5
Product: HPS5 biogenesis of lysosomal organelles complex 2 subunit 2
Exons: 22
Coding region: 234-3674 (1146 amino acids)
Biological process (GO): developmental pigmentation
Cellular component (GO): cytoplasm
Molecular function (GO): protein binding
Source: RefSeq, a predicted model, not a curated record